AUGCCCGUCACCAAGCAAACCCAUCUUACUGCUCUCGCCCAUGACUCCCUGAGAGUCGCUUCGAUUCAGUCAUCCGUUGCUGGCGUCCCCUAUGGCAAUGAUUCAGUACUCCUUGGGUCACAGGUCUCCAUCCCCGCAAGGAUCGGGCUCUAUAUCGGCACUGCAAACUACGUAAUCACAGUUGGCUUCGGCACUCCAACGAGAACGCAGACAGUCAUCUUUGAUACCGGCAGCAACGUGAACUGGAUACAGUGCAAGCCGUGCGCUGUAACCUGCUACCCGCAGCAGGAGCCGUUGUUUGAUCCCACCCUCUCGUCCACCUAUCGUAACAUCACCUGCGCCGCUCCCGCGUGCCUCGGACUUAGCAGCAGAGGUUGCUCCGGCACCACCUGCCUCUAUGGGGUGACCUACGGCGAUGGCUCCUCCACUGUAGGAUUUCUUGCCACGGAUACUUUCACGCUGACGUCCACCAACGUGAUCAAUAACUUCAUAUUUGGGUGCGGCCAGAACAAUCGGGGGCUGUUCCGGGGAGCCGCCGGGUUAAUCGGGCUCGGACGUAGUCCCUAUUCGCUGAAUUCGCAGGCGGUCAGCACCCUGGGCAAUAUCUUCUCUUACUGUCUCCCUUCCACAAGCAGCUACACCGGCUACCUCAACAUCGGCAAUCCGCUGAAAACUAACGUUGCUUACACGCCAAUGCUGACAAAUACACGCGCGCCUACCCUCUACUUCAUUGACCUUAUUGGAAUUACCGUAGGUGCGACACAGCUUGCCUUGUCGCCGACCGUCUUUCAAUCUGUAGGGACAAUCAUAGACUCUGGGACGGUCAUCACUCGCCUUCCCCCUACGGCGUACAGCGCACUUCGGACGGCCUUCCGCGCAGCCAUGACGCAGUAUCCACUGGCUGGAGCGGCAAGUAUACUGGACACUUGUUAUGAUCUCCGUAACGUGGCGACCGUGACAUAUCCUGUGAUCAAGCUCCGGUACACCGGUCUCGAGGUCACUCUUCCGGCGACAGGGAUAUUCUACGUCAUCAGCGCCGCACAGGUCUGCCUGGCGUUCGCUGGAAACUCGGACUCCACUCAGAUCGGGAUCAUCGGCAACGUUCAGCAGAAGACGUUUGAGGUGACUUACGACAACGUUGCGAAAAGGAUCGGGUUUUCGACUGGGGCUUGCAGCUAA
Molecule: messenger RNA, 1179 nt
Organism: Spirodela intermedia
Lineage: Eukaryota; Viridiplantae; Streptophyta; Magnoliopsida; Alismatales; Araceae
Source: the annotation of a GenBank genome assembly